AUGGCCCCUCCCCUCACGCUGGCGCGCUACUGCAGCAGCAGGAGAAGAUUCCACCUGGUGCCACCCUUGAUGAGCCUGGAUGGCACCAGCCGGCUCGAGCUGAGCUGUGUGCUGCACUGGUUCUCACUGUGGAACGCUGACCAGAAGGAGGCCUUCUCUGACACGCUUCUUGCUCAUUUGGUGCCCCCCAGGGAACCUCCCACUUAUGACCUGUGUAGCCUGCUGAACCAACUGUCCCUGAACCGCCGCCACUACCCGACGCUGCUGCGCUGCCAGCUGUCCCUGUGUAAGCUGUACUUUGCCUCGUGGGGACCCGAGGGCCAGCGAAACUUCCUCCAGAUUCUGGCACAACGCGACGGCCCCUUUGUGGCCCACUUCCUCGGCUCUCUGGCACAGCGAGACCCCCUGCUGGCUCAGGCACUGGCCCCGUGA
Dermacentor silvarum is the source of this 432-nucleotide messenger RNA. RefSeq lists its product as uncharacterized. NCBI's taxonomy places the organism in Eukaryota, Metazoa, Arthropoda, Arachnida, Ixodida, Ixodidae. The coding region runs from base 1 to 432 and encodes 143 amino acids. The transcript has 3 exons. The record is from RefSeq and is a predicted model, not a curated record.